Molecule: messenger RNA, 1001 nt
Organism: Argentina anserina (silverweed cinquefoil)
Lineage: Eukaryota; Viridiplantae; Streptophyta; Magnoliopsida; Rosales; Rosaceae
Exons: 8
Coding region: 150-758 (202 amino acids)
Biological process (GO): protein import into nucleus
Cellular component (GO): nucleus
Molecular function (GO): small GTPase binding; guanyl-nucleotide exchange factor activity
Source: RefSeq, a predicted model, not a curated record
CAAAUUAAAGCGGUCGCGGUUCGGCAAAUUCACGCCGACGUGAAAUUGAAGCUACUUCGGACUUCGGAGCUUUGUAUAUAAAGCGGCGGUUACCAGAAGCAGAGCGCUAAAGCUUUGAUUUGUAUCGGGAACGACGUCGUUUAGCGGCAAUGGCUCAGGAGAAGUACUCUCAGCGCGCUUUGUUCGGCGGCGCUAUCUCUAGCCUCUUCCCUGAUCGAUUUCAGGAUGUGAGCAAUGUUCGUCAGGUUCCUGAUCACCAGGAAGCAUUUGUGGACCCUGCAAGGGAUGAGAGCUUGAUCAUUGAGCUGUUGGAUUUCAAGCCUGACGUUGCGGACAGUGGAAGUGCUACCUGGUUUCUUCAGGACCUUGCCACGGAGCAGGAUGCCGAGGGAAGCGUGGUGAUUGAGCAGACGGGAGUCGUUGAGGUUCCUGGACUAAGUUACGGAAAUGUACCUUCUGUUGUUACAACUGUGGUUGGUCAAAUGGCCAUCUCCAAGGGGCGACAAGGAAGGGAAGCACAAAAUACUGUGAGGGUCUAUGUAGCAAAUCUACGACUUAAGGGAGUUUCUACAGAUGUGCUGAUUACUGCAUAUGAACCCAUUCAUAUCAAUCCUCUGAGCGAAAGUGCUACCGCUGUGGGAGCUGGUCUUGCUGCUCCUGCCUUACAAUCUGGGCAUGUGCCAAUGCUCGAGGUCUUCAGAUUAGCCGUGUCAAGCUUCAAAAUCAAUGACUGGAAUCUCUUUGGUUCUGGGCUAUGAGAUGUGUUUUAAACACUGAAGUUCUCCAGAAUCCAGAGUAUUAGCCUAGUUUUAAACCUCUUUAGCAUUCUCUCGCCUUUCAUUCGUGUUAGUGGAACAUUCUGAUGCGAUUUCUAGCUGGUUCUGAUAGUGUGAUAUUUUCACACCAGUUGAAGCAUUCGUCAUCGCUUUCUAUUGAAUGUAGUCUUGGUCGUCUCAGAUUAGCAUAGACUAGGAAGUAGGAAGAGACAAGAUUAAAUUCAU